Messenger RNA from Polypterus senegalus (gray bichir), 1588 nucleotides. RefSeq names its product adaptor related protein complex 1 subunit sigma 3a (gene ap1s3a). Gene Ontology annotation, molecular function: clathrin-cargo adaptor activity. Lineage: Eukaryota; Metazoa; Chordata; Cladistia; Polypteriformes; Polypteridae. Bases 169 to 633 code for a protein of 154 amino acids. The record is from RefSeq and is a predicted model, not a curated record. The transcript has 5 exons. Gene Ontology annotation, cellular component: membrane coat; AP-1 adaptor complex; intracellular membrane-bounded organelle. Gene Ontology annotation, biological process: vesicle-mediated transport; intracellular protein transport.
GAGGAGGGCGGGACAAGGCGACUUUCAGUUUGGAGACUUCUGGGUAGCGCCGACAAUGCGCUUUUUGAAGGUUUAUGACAACUGUGCUGAAUAAACGUUAAUUUCUGCGAAAGACAAGCGCACAAAACAUCUCGGCAAUUAAACUUUGACUCCAAUGAAUCCAGCAGCAUGAUGCGCUUCAUGUUGCUUUUCAGCCGGCAAGGCAAACUAAGGCUGCAGAAAUGGUAUGUAGCCAUUGGAGACAAGGAGAAAAAAAAGAUCACCAGGGAGAUGACACAAAUUGUGUUGGGGAGAAAACCUCAGACCUGCAAUUUUAUUGAUUGGAAGGACCUGAAAAUUGUAUAUAAAAGGUAUGCUAGCUUGUAUUUCUGCUGUGCAAUGGAAGGCCAAGAUAAUGAACUUUUGACGUUGGAGUUAAUGCACCGCUAUGUUGAACUUUUGGAUAACUACUUUGGAAAUGUGUGUGAGUUGGACAUCAUUUUUAACUUUGAAAAAGCAUAUUUUAUACUGGAUGAAUUUCUCAUGGGAGGAGAAAUUCAAGAAACCUCUAAACUCUCAGUCUCAAAAUCCAUCGAAGAGUCAGAUAUGUUGCAAGAGACUUUGGAAGAAUAUAUGAGUAAACCAGCUUUUUAAAAGAACUAAAUCACUACUAUUUUGCAAUAUAAACCAGUACAACCUCUGAGAUGCUGAAGUGUAGAAUAUCCACUUAAAGUGCAGUACUACACACUUCAGUGGCUGAUCUGCAUUUAUGCUCCUGUGACAUUCACUUCAUUAUUUAUAAAAUAUUGUAUAAUCUUUUUUCCAUCCUGAAAUAUUUGUGGAUUAAUAAUGUCUGACUAUAUUUGGGCUAAAAUAUCCAAAGUAAGAUGAGGAACAUCUAUUGGAAAGUUGAAUGUUGUAUGAUAUUACAAGUUAAACUGAGUGAUGACGCCUCAAGUUGCAGUGGACAUAUUCCUUGUUACAGUCCCUGAGUCUUUAAGGUUUAACAUUAUCUAUCCUUCUCUUGUGUUCUUAUGUGCUCUUUUUUUGUAAACAACUAUUCAUUUUUAUUGUUAUUCUGAAAUACUAUAAAGUAAGCAUACUUGAAAGUAUUAAGUUUCUCGCCUUAAGUGCUAUACAAAUACUAUGAUCCAGUUGUAUUCUCUUAAAGCAGUUUUUUUUUUUUUUUUUUCUCUUAACCAUUUCUGUCAUGAAGUGAACCAGAAUUGCAGAUUCUUCUCAAACAUUUGCACUGGAAGUUGCCUGUCUUUUGGAACUUGUGCCCAGAAUGAAAGUCCCUACAUCUGCCAUAAAGUGCACCUAUCUUCAGAUGCAUCCGUGACCUUGAAGUGUAAAGUAGUUCAGAAUUGAAGUUGUACCUUUUUUGGGACUAUAACAAGAGUAACUAAUUCAUUUUACAUUCUGUAUCUGCAUGGUCUUUAUGUAGCUCAAAAAAGAUGAACUGCUUAACUGUCAUUUUAAUAGUAUAAAGAUGGUUUUGUAUGCAAACUCUGUAAUGAUAGUCCAUAGUAAUGGUUGGUUGGUUGCUUCUUGAUUUUCAUCUACACAGAUACUACAGGUUGAAGAGAAUACAUUCAAAUUCAGUUUA